Messenger RNA from Auanema sp. JU1783, 1080 nucleotides. NCBI's taxonomy places the organism in Eukaryota, Metazoa, Nematoda, Chromadorea, Rhabditida, Rhabditidae. The record is from the annotation of a GenBank genome assembly.
AUGGAAUUUGCUGCUCAAGUAGAACUUUACUUGACAUAUUUGGUUUAUUGUGCUAGCUGGAAACCAACAUAUGACAUUCGUGCUUCAACAACGAAAGAAGGAGAACAAUCAGUCAAGUUAUGUUAUUACGGAUUGGUCGAACAGAACACUGGAGAUGAUUGGAAAGACACUGAGCUUGUUUUAUCAACUGCUUCACCAUCAAUUGGAGGAUCUCCCCCACAUUUAGCUACUUUAACUGCCAGUUUACAUCGCUCCAGCAGAUACAACCGUCAACGACAUGCAUCAGCUGCUCGUCGUAAGCCAAUGUCGGCAGCUUCUGAGGAAGAUAUGGGAUUUGGAUCUUUUGAUUUGAAUGAUAUCGUUGAUGCUGCAGCCAUGCAUCGUUACAAUCAUGGGCAGAUGAGCAGAAGCAGUGAAGACAGUACAUCAAAUCCAUGCAUGGAGAAUAUUGUGUCGGCCUGUUUCUCUAUCCCCAGAACUGUUUCAAUUUCUACCAAUGGCCACGAGCAGAAAGUACUCAUUGCAAUGGUUGAUCUGGCUUCUGCUUUCUUUCACGAAACUGUACCCUCAAGAAGCUGUUCAGCUUUCCUCUCAGCUUCAAUCACAAACACCUCAGCAUACCCAAUCCUACCUGGACCUGCUUCAAUUUACUUGAACGACAGUUUCGUUUCAAGAACUCAUCUUCGUCUUGUUGCUCCCGGAGAAGAGUUUCGUUGUGCAUUGGGAAUGGAUCCUUCAAUCAAAGUUGAAUACAAAACCCCGAAAUCCUACCAGGAACAAGUUGGCUUAAUUUCUAAAAGUACUGUAGUUACUCAUGAGAAACUCAUCAGCUUGAGAAAUGCCAAAGUGAGUGCCCAAGCUGUUCAAAUAACCGUAAAAGAGCAAAUCCCAAAAUCUACAGAUGAGAAAAUAAAGGUAUGCAUAUUGGCACCUGAUAUUCGUACUAAGGGCACAGAUGCGCGCCUCAAUAAGGAUCAUAACCUGGAAUGGUCUUUAAUUUUGGCAGCAGGGCAACAGAAAGAUCUUUUGGUUAAAUACACGGUAGAACAUCCAGCUUCAGAAAGCGUGUCGUUCUUCUAG